AUGGCACCAAGAAAACGCAAGGCUGAGGAAUCUGCAAUGGCUUUGGCGACUCCGGGAAGAGUAACUCGCUCGGCAACGAGAAAAACUCGUUCGUCGGUGAAGAGAUCGCGAUCCGAUUUAGUCGAGUUACCAGAUCGGAGAAAGUUGUCGAGCAAGACGAAGAAGAGGGUUAAAAAAGCUGAAGGUAAUGAAGCUUCUGCGGCUGCAGGCGAGAAAGCGGAAGGAGAAACUUCCAAGAAUGAUCCAGGAUCUUCUGCAGUUGAUGAUGAGAAAGCGGAAGGAGAAACUUCCAAGAACGUUCCGGAACCGUCUGCCGCCGAUGGUGAGAAAGCGGAAGGAGGAACUUUCAAGAAAGAUCCAGAACCUUCUACCGCUGAAGGUGAGAAAGCCGAGGGAGGAACUUCCAAGAACGUUACAGAAGCUUGUGCGGUUGAAGAAGUGAAUGCGGAAGUAGAAUCAUGCAAAAAUGAUCCAGAAACUUUUGCGGUUGAUGAAAUGAAGGCGGAAGUUGAAUCAUGCAAAAACGAUCUAGAAGCUUCUGCUGCUGUUGAAGAAGUGAAAGCGGAAGUAGAAUCAUGCAAAAAUGAUCCAGAAACUUCUGCGGUUGAUGAAAUGAAAGCGGAAGUGGAAUCAUGCAAAAACGACCUAGAAGCUUCCGCGGUUGAAGAAGUGAAAACCGAAGUAGAAUCAUACAAAAACGAUCUAGAAGCUUCUGCGGCUGUGAGUGAGAAAGCGGAAGUAGAAAUCGCGAAGAAUGUUCCAGAAGCUUAUGCACCUGAAGAAGAGUCAGCGGAAGGAGAAACCUCCAAGAACGUUUUGGAAAUUUCUGCAUCUGAAGGAGUCAAAGCAGAAGGUGAUACCUCCAAGAAUGUUCUAGAAAUUUCUGCGUCUGAAGGAGUGAAAGCGGAAGCGGAAGGAGAAACCUCCAAUAGUGUUCUAGAAAUUUCUGCCACUGAAGGAGUGAAAGCGGAGGGAGAUACAUCUAAAAAUGUUGCAGAAGCAUCUGUGACUGAAAGUGAGAAAGCCGAAGGAGAAGCAUCUAAGAAAGUUCCAGAAGCUUUUUCUGCUGAAAAAGUAACAUCUAAUAAAGUUCCAGAAACUUCUGUGACUGAAAGUGACAAAGUGGAAGCAGAAGCCUCAAAGAAUGUUCCGGAAGCUUUUGCAGCUGAAAAAGAAUCAUUCCAGAACGUUGUAGAAGCUUUGUUUGAAUACGAUGGGGAUGGGAAUGAACCUAACCCUGCUUUGGGGGUAUUGGAAGAGAAAAUGGAAGAUUUCAGGAAGGACGCCAAUUUGAAGCUGUAG
This is a messenger RNA of Lathyrus oleraceus (garden pea), 1302 nucleotides long. RefSeq lists its product as uncharacterized. The record is from RefSeq and is a predicted model, not a curated record. The transcript has a single exon. Bases 1 to 1302 code for a protein of 433 amino acids. Lineage: Eukaryota; Viridiplantae; Streptophyta; Magnoliopsida; Fabales; Fabaceae.